AUGGCUUCCGACUGGCUUCUUCAUCCUGGGACCAGCAGAUGGGUUCGGUCCAUCUACAACCAUUCUGGGGAGUUUCUUUACGAAUGGGACUACCCAGGUGGCGCGUUAACUCCUACGGCAGCGGGUCAAGGUUCAAGAAGCGUCGUGCCGCGCCAACGCAGCACCUCCGGGUCCGCGUUCCCCAAGCCCGAAGACGCAUACAGACAUCAGGCCCCAUUUUCCCCAGGGCUAGACCGCCAUGCAAGUCCCCUAGAACAUGCACAGCGGCAGGACCCGCUCGAAUACGGCCAAACGUAUACCAAUGAUCGAAUUGAUUUCAAUGACGGGUCUCCACUCGCCGGAUACCAGCAGCUCACCAAUCAUCGUGUGGAUGAUGGCGUAUACCCAGGUGGAGGAACAGUAACAAAUGACAAGGCAAGCAGUCCGCCUGAAUGGAGCCCGGGAAUGCGGUACGAGGUAGCCAGAGGUACAACCGGUCGCAGAACGGGGCGUGCAAGUAUAUCCGACCGUAGCGAAGCCACCAGCUCAUCAACAAGUGAUAUGUCCAUUCCGCGAGUCCACGUUGACGAUCUACAAGGAUUGAGUCUCGGGGAUCAUCCAGCCUCGCAUAUGGUGCUGCCCUAUGGGGCCAGCAGUCACAGUCACCGCAAGGACCCCAUUAUGGGGGAUGUCCAACGAAAGUAUGACAGGGAGGUGCAAAAGUCAUUGGAACCAGCAUACGUGAUCCCCGGCAGUAACGGCGAACGUGAGACGCUGGAUCCUCGCUACAAGAGGCAGAGCGAUCCUCGGAGGUUUUUCCGAGUUGGCAGGGUCUUUUCGAUGCUCUGGCAUGAGAAUGCAGGCUGGCAUGGAACUGUACACAGCGAGAAAGUUUCUCCCCCAUCGUCAAGCCCUUUCACCAGAGGCAAGUAUCAAGAGCCCAUAUACAGUAGCAUCCGGCGCAUGGUAGUGGUCAAAGAGCAGAGGGGCUGUUGCUGGUGUGUACCCAUCACUACCUAUAGUGGGAAGGGCGUGGCCAAAGCCGGAAUCGACCGUAGCAAACAUGCGGUCAUUCAUAUGCGAGGUGAUAGACCUCGAACUGUGGAGUCCGAACCCCGGAUGGCCAAAGAUCCCCUGGAGGUUGAUCCUGCCAGGCCUGAUCAGAAGCUGGAUUGCAUGUCCCGAGUGAACUUUGGCAAGGUUUAUACCGUCGAGCACAAUGUCAAGGUUCUGCCCGUGGGCAAGAUCACGGAAGAAUCUAGGGCGAGAUUCCUAGAAUACGCUCAGGGUGAGUUUGUCAGAUAG
Molecule: messenger RNA, 1284 nt
Organism: Penicillium egyptiacum
Lineage: Eukaryota; Fungi; Ascomycota; Eurotiomycetes; Eurotiales; Aspergillaceae
Source: the annotation of a GenBank genome assembly